AUGAUUGAAAAAGAAGUUUUAGAAAUAUUAAAAGAUUUAGUUUUAUUUUUAAAAACAAGUUUAGAUUUAAAUAAUGAAAUUUUUAUUGAUAAUUUAGAAAAUUUUUCUGAUGAAGAUAAUGAUAAAGAUUUGUUAUUAGAAACUGAUGAAAUUGUAGAAAAUAUUAAAGAAUAG
This is a messenger RNA of Cetraspora pellucida, 174 nucleotides long. The record is from the annotation of a GenBank genome assembly. Lineage: Eukaryota; Fungi; Glomeromycota; Glomeromycetes; Diversisporales; Gigasporaceae.